CUGCAAUUUUUCGUAAACACCACCUUCCUGCGCAAUAGACAGCUUGUUCUUUGCUCAUACACUGUACUAGACAUACCUCCUUCCUACCUCAAUACCUCCCUCCAAUACCACAAUCAUGGCCUCCAACGAGACAUUCGAGUUCCAGGCUGAGAUCUCUCAGCUCCUCUCCCUCAUCAUCAACACCGUCUACUCCAACAAAGAGAUCUUCCUGCGAGAACUCAUCUCCAAUGCCUCAGAUGCCCUUGACAAGAUCAGAUAUGAAGCCCUGUCAGAUCCAAGCAAAUUGGACUCUGGCAAGGACCUCAGAAUCGACAUCAUCCCUGACAAGGAGAACAAGACCCUCACCAUCCGAGACACCGGUAUUGGCAUGACCAAGGCCGAUCUCGUCAACAACCUCGGUACCAUCGCACGAUCAGGCACCAAGCAAUUCAUGGAAGCCUUGACUGCUGGUGCUGACAUUUCCAUGAUCGGUCAAUUCGGUGUUGGUUUCUACUCGGCCUACUUGGUCGCUGACAAGGUCACGGUCGUCUCAAAGAAUAAUGACGACGAGCAAUACGUCUGGGAAUCAAGUGCAGGUGGCACCUUCACAAUCCGCCAAGACACUGAGGGCGAAUCCCUAGGUCGUGGUACCAAGUUGAUUCUCCACCUCAAGGACGAACAGACCGACUACUUGAACGAGGCCAAGAUCAAGGAAGUGGUCAAGAAACACUCCGAGUUCAUCUCCUACCCCAUCUACCUCCACGUUCUCAAGGAGACCGAGAAGGAGGUUCCCGAUGAGGAGGGUGAAGAAUCCAAGGAAGAUGACGAGAAGAAGCCGAAGAUUGAGGAGGUCGAUGAAGAUGAAGAGGAGAAGAAACCCAAGACAAAGAAGAUCAAGGAGUCCAAGAUCGAAGAGGAGGAACUGAACAAGACCAAGCCCAUCUGGACUCGCAACCCAUCCGACAUCACACAGGAAGAGUAUGCCUCCUUCUACAAGUCUCUCUCCAAUGACUGGGAGGACCACUUGGCUGUCAAGCACUUCUCUGUUGAAGGUCAGCUUGAGUUCCGUGCCAUUCUCUUCGUCCCCAAGCGUGCUCCUUUCGACCUCUUCGAGACCAAGAAGACCAAGAACAACAUCAAGCUCUACGUCCGACGUGUUUUCAUCACGGACGAUGCUACCGAUUUGAUCCCCGAAUGGCUCAGCUUUGUCAAGGGUGUCGUCGAUUCCGAGGACCUUCCUCUUAACUUGUCUCGUGAGACGCUUCAACAGAACAAGAUCAUGAAGGUCAUCAAGAAGAACAUUGUCAAGAAGUGCCUCGAGCUUUUCAACGAAAUUGCUGAGGAUCGUGAGCAGUUCGACAAGUUCUACUCUGCCUUCAGCAAGAACAUCAAGCUCGGUAUCCACGAGGACUCCCAGAAUCGUCAAUCUCUUGCCAAACUCCUCCGCUUCAACUCGACCAAGUCUGGCGAAGACACCACUUCUCUCACCGACUAUGUCACUCGUAUGCAAGAGCACCAGAAGCAGAUUUACUACAUCACUGGCGAGUCCAUCAAGGCCGUCUCCAAGUCUCCCUUCCUUGACACCCUCAAGGAGAAGAACUUCGAAGUUUUGUUCUUGGUCGACCCCAUUGAUGAGUAUGCCAUGACUCAGCUCAAGGAGUUCGAUGGCAAGAAGCUCGUCGAUAUCACCAAGGAUUUCGAGCUCGAGGAGACUGAUGAGGAGAAGAAGGAACGCGAGAAGGAGGAGAAGGAGUUCGAGGGUCUUGCCAAGAGCCUCAAGAACAUUCUCGGCGACAAGGUUGAGAAGGUCGUUGUCUCUCACAAACUUAUCGGCUCACCUUGUGCCAUCCGCACUGGUCAGUUCGGUUGGUCCGCCAACAUGGAACGUAUCAUGAAGGCUCAGGCUCUGCGUGAUACCUCUAUGUCUUCCUACAUGUCCUCCAAGAAGACCUUCGAGAUCUCUCCCAAGUCGGCCAUCAUCCGUGAACUCAAGAAGAAGGUUGAGACUGAUGGUGAGAAUGACCGCACUGUCAAAUCCAUCACUCAACUUCUCUUCGAGACCUCUCUGCUUGUUUCUGGAUUCACCAUCGAUGAGCCUGCCUCGUUUGCUGAGCGCAUCCACAAGCUUGUCUCCCUCGGAUUGAACGUUGAUGAGGAGGCUGAGACUGCAGAGGAGAAGGCUGCCGAGGAGGCUCCUGCUGGUGAGGCUACUGGCGAGAGCGCCAUGGAGGAAGUCGACUAAAUACUUGAGACAUGGUGUUUCUUUGACAGGGACUUCCGUUGUCACUGUAUCAUCUCAGCCGGCGUUCAGGUGUUAGUCCUCCCAGUGAUAUCCCGGAAAUGGAUGAAUGGUAUGGAAGAAAGACGGACAUGAAAAGUGAACAGAGGAAACCAGUGGAUGCAGAACAGCAUUAGUAGUCAUGGUAGCUACACUUUCCAUAAUCCUCAAAUAAUUGCAUGCAUCAACAAUUCUCUCCAA
This is a messenger RNA of Exophiala xenobiotica, 2458 nucleotides long. Its product is annotated as hsp90-like protein. Gene Ontology annotation, biological process: protein stabilization; cellular response to heat; protein folding. Lineage: Eukaryota; Fungi; Ascomycota; Eurotiomycetes; Chaetothyriales; Herpotrichiellaceae. Bases 116 to 2221 code for a protein of 701 amino acids. The record is from RefSeq and is a predicted model, not a curated record. The transcript is spliced from 2 exons. Gene Ontology annotation, molecular function: ATP hydrolysis activity; ATP binding; ATP-dependent protein folding chaperone. Gene Ontology annotation, cellular component: protein-containing complex; perinuclear region of cytoplasm; plasma membrane.